Messenger RNA from Phlebotomus argentipes, 1571 nucleotides. Its product is annotated as ankyrin repeat and MYND domain-containing protein 2. Bases 126 to 1304 code for a protein of 392 amino acids. NCBI's taxonomy places the organism in Eukaryota, Metazoa, Arthropoda, Insecta, Diptera, Psychodidae. The record is from RefSeq and is a predicted model, not a curated record. The transcript is spliced from 3 exons. Gene Ontology annotation, molecular function: protein binding.
CGCGGAAUUUGAUAGAAUCUCCCGGUGUCACAUAAAGCGAGGAAAAAUCCAAAACAGUGGCUAAAAAAGUGAGAAUCCUGUGGAAAAUACCAACCAGGGCGAGUCUAAAGAGGUGCUGAAGAAAAAUGGGUGAUUUGGAGAAGGAUAUCUUCGAUCGAAUCUCGAAAAAUGAGGUGACAGAGCUGAAAACGCUGCUGCUGGAGCUGAAGUCUGGAGUGGAUUUUGUUGAUGAGAACGGAAUGACACCUCUUCAGCACGCGUGCUACAAGGGCAACAAGGAAAUCGUGCAGAUGUUCCUGGACAGGGGCGCCGACGUGAAUGCCAGCAAGCACGAGUACAGCUACACAGCUCUCCACUUUGCCGCCCUGUCCGGAAACGUGGAUGUGUGCCUGCUCCUCCUGCACGCGGGCGCCAAUGCCAACGACACGAACUCCGUGGGCCGGACGGCGGCGCAGAUGGCGUCGUUCGUGAGCAAUCACCGCGUGGUGGCCGUGAUCAACAACUACGUGCCAAAGCAGGAGAUUGAGUACUACACGGUGAUCCAGGGCCAGCAGACGGAACCCUACCUGCCCGCCGUGCUGCUCGACUCCUUCCACAAGUUUGUCAUCCAGGUGAACAUGCACCCGGUGAAGAUCGCCCUCACACUGCAGCGCCUCGGCGGCUUCGCCGACAAUCUCAAGACCAUUCGCAAGGUGCUGGGCUUGAUGUCAGAGCACGAGGUGCAGCGCAAGAGUGACAUCAACGAGGCGAUGUCGUUCAAGUUCCACUACUUGGGCUACGUGGUGAGUGAGAUUAUCAAGUGCCGGGAGUACUUCCAGGCGCGCAAGGAGGCCGGCAGCGAGAUGAAGAACGACUUUGUGGAGUUGUUCGCGAAGCGGGUGCUCAAGGAGGGCAAGCAUGGCAUUCUGGACUACCUGGAGUGGAUGAUCAGGGAGUGCGUGAGGGACUUUCCCUUCCGUGAGUUCACAAUCUUCAAGCAAAUCGUGAGUCAACUGGCCAACAAGGACAAUGAAGGAGCCGCUCUGGAUGUUAUCAAGUGGGCCAUUUACGGUCAGAGAGGAUUUCAGGACACAGUGACGUAUUGCAGUUCGUGUGGUGAGGAGAAGCCAGACAAGAAGUGUUCUAAGUGCAAAGAGGUGCAAUAUUGUGAUAGGGAAUGCCAGCGACUUCAUUGGUUCAUGCACAAGAAGACAUGCACUCGCCCAGAGGCACUGGCGACCAAUGCGUCCGGCGGCGGACCGUCGAAAAAGGAAGUCGAUGUGGAGCACAUCAGUAGUGAAUUGCAGAAUUUAAUGACCAACUAAUAAGUGAAUAAGGAUACCAAGAUUUUUUUCUGUGUGUGUGAGUAUUUUUGACCUUUCCGUUGUAAUGCAGUUGUCCAUAUCAUGGAUCAUCAAGUGGACGGCUGGCUAAAUAUUCUACCUGGCGUUCUGUCUUUACCGGCAGAGGAAAGAGAGUAGACAAAACACAAAAAAAAAUUGUAAUCAUAUAAAUAAUUAUUUUUGAACCCUGAAAAAAGAGAACAGAAUUGUACAGAAGGUUUAAUCUUCGCAGAAUAAAGUUCUUAAGGG